Messenger RNA from Cydia splendana, 1236 nucleotides. RefSeq lists its product as uncharacterized. The record is from RefSeq and is a predicted model, not a curated record. The transcript has 6 exons. Bases 207 to 887 code for a protein of 226 amino acids. NCBI's taxonomy places the organism in Eukaryota, Metazoa, Arthropoda, Insecta, Lepidoptera, Tortricidae.
AUGGGUAAAUCCGUCACACGACCAAGUGACGAAUAUUAAUGUAAUAAUUUUGUGGUUACAACUGAAUCAAUAAUGUUAUCACGAAUUAAGGCUUCAGUAUGAGUAUAAAUAAUGUAAUUCAUAUCCAACCUCGUUAGUACAGCUCCAGACUUACAACAAACUCAAAUUGUUCCUAUUAAUUUAACGGACUAAAUAACCGAUGCAAAAUGAACAAUUACAUACAAGUUAUAGUUCUGUUAGUGCUAGGCUCCGUUGCUAUAGAGUGUGUUACACCACGCAACAAGUUUGAAGAAGGGCUACUAAGAUUAAUAGAGAAAUGUCGAAACGGCGACGUCCAGUCGCUGCCAGUUGCAUUUCCUUCGCUCAAGCCCCUAAGGAUUCCUCCUAUGAAGUUUGAUUAUGACGGAUAUAAAAUUUCGCUCAGUGAAAUAAAGGUCAAAGGGUUGGAAGAUUUAUCAGUUGAAAAGCUAUCUGCAUCUCCGGAAGAUAUGACGGUUACGAUGGAAAUAUUCAUACCCACUCUGGCUAUCCGCGCAGACCGGUACCAUCUGCAGGGUACAGUAAUGUACAUUUUCUCGAUAGACGACAAGGGUGUACUCAAGUCCAACAUCAAUAGUCUACGAGCCCGAGCUAACAUAAGGUUUGGGGCUAGAAGAAAUGACACGGUUGUCACUCACCUCAAGCUCGACUAUUCAGUCGAUGACAUUCAGAUACAACUUGGUGGCAGCAGUGACACCGUGAACAGCAUUGCAAACAACAUGAUAUCGGAUCUUAUAAACAGCAGCGAAAUGAAAAGCCGGCUUCAUCAUUUAAUCAAAACCCAGGCGAAUGAAUAUCUCCGAGAGCAUACACCUGAAGAAUUCGUUGAAAUAGUUUCUAGCAUAUGAAUUACUACUUUAUUAUUUUAAAGCAUUUAGUAGCUAGCCAAUACGGCUCGGUCGACACGCUGUAUAUUUCGUAUAUGCGACUCUAAAGUACCAGCGCCCACACCGUUAACUGACAGUUCGUAAACCUUAUUACAUAAGGCAUACGGUCCACCGAUGGACAGAAGAGUGUUGCUGUUUGUAUUGUACCUAUCUCCACUAUCUCCAGACGACAGUGGGCUUGCCUGGACUAGCUAUACGUUAUAUUAUAUACAUUAUAUAAUAUCGCUAUAUUUUUGUAGGUCGAGAGACUAGGUCAUUUGAGUUACUAAAUGCUAAAAACCAUGACAAUAUAUAUACCAUACUAAACAAG